UUGUGCAGUGCGGAAGGUAUGACAGCAGAAUUAAUAUUAAGUGAGAAGAAGCCGCCCACAGCAGAGGAUGAGGCCUUUAAGCGAAAGAACGUGUUUUACAGAUCAAUCCAGAGACUAAAAAGGAAGAAGAAACUACCCGUGGAAAAGAAACCACCCGUGGAGAAAAAACAAACUGUCCCUCCUCCUCCCACACCUUCAGCACCAGCACCACCACAACGUAUGAGUUCAGUAAGCGACUCAGUAAUCAGCAACUCUCCCUCCCUCAAUAAACUCAAACUCCCUGGUAUGCAAUCCUCUCCAUCCCAAAAUGGGACUGCAGUCCAGAGAUCACGAGAGCGGUCUGAUUCGGGACGGAAACCCUCCCCGUCCCCAAACAACCCCAGUGCAAGAAACAGGGAACGGUCAGAUUCGGGACGCGGGAAAGCUUCAGACUCGGGACGGAAAGCUUCAGCUCCUCCAGAAAUGAUCAAGUCAGCCAAGAGUGAAAUCGAUAUCAAAGCCAAUGGAAAGAAAUCGAGACCGUUCAGUAUGUUUUCUAAGAAAGAAGAGCCCCCAAAACAACCUUCCAGCCCUAAACCGGAUCAUUUCAGAGAUGUAAAACUCAAAAAGACUAUCACAGAAACCAAAGUGGUUCCCAAAACGACAGAACGGUACAAGUUAUUUGAAAGCGUUUACCAAGUGUCCCUGACAGCUGAGUUGGACGAAGCUUCUGGUAAACUGAAACUGAAACCUGUGGUGUCAUGGAGUCACCCUCCGCUGGGGUCCACCCAGUGUCGCAACAUUGCUGCUACUGAAAAAAUAGUACCAGAGUUCGCGUUUCCUGACCUAGAUAUACUGGAAGUCAAAAGAACAAACUUCCUGACGGAGACGUACGCUUUUGUGCAGACAGACAUGUCGGCUGCCAGAACAGUCGGUUACUGCCGCAGAUUUAAGUACAAGGAUACAGUCGCCAGUCGCUUACGGGCAGGUACUGAUGCUAGCGUGAGACAAUCGAACGAAGACAAAAACCGGAAAUUGACCCGUAAUCAACGGAGACUCCUCAAGAUCAGAGUGUGGUGUAUUGUGACCAAACUCCACUGCUUUGAUACCUUCAGUAUGAUAUUUGACGAGGUUCAUAAAAUUAGAAGAGAAAGCACAACAAACGCGGACAGCGAAGUUUUCUCAUUUCUUAAAUCUAUCGGUGAAGCUGCAGCUCCCUUACCGGGAUAUUCAAUGCAAGUCCAGUACAUAAGUAAGGACAGUGCAGAAAAUGAGAUGGGUCUGUACGACAUAACCAGACCAGGUCCUGAGGAUAGAAUCAACCUUUUGAAAAACAUAAACCUAUUAAACAAGCUGUCCAAGAACAUGCUGAUCAUCAUUAUGACAGCCCUCUUCACUGAAAGCAAGGUACUGUUUCUAGAUAAGUCACUAUCCUCGUUAACCUCAACUCUCCAUGCUCUAACCUCUCUCCUCUACCCUCUGAAAUGGGUCUGUAUCUACAUUCCCAUGUUAUCUGUUGGUAUCAGGGCCCUUGUCCGAGAUCUGGUCCAAUCUCCUUCACCCUACGUUAUAGGAAUGCUGAAGAACGAUUACAGUAAAGUGCGAGAGUACGAACUGAAGGACACGGAAGUCCUAGUGGUGGAUCUGACCAGGGGCCAGCUGGACGACAUGAGGGACGAGGAAGCCAAGAUUCUGCCCAUCUCAGAAGCUUCUAGGAAGUCUCUCAAGCAUCAGUUACGAGAAGUGAAGAAGAAUAACGAACCGGUUGAACAAAGCGAAAUUUGGAGAUCUUUUCUUAAACCGUAUCUCGGUAAAAUAGACGAGCUCUGCUAUCGUGCUGAAAAGGUUGACGGAAUAAGGAGAAUUCCGAUGGCCAGUUACAUCGAAGAAAUCAAAGAGUUGAAGCCUGGUGAUGAAAAAUUUGCUCAAAAGUUGUUUAGCACUCAGAUGUCUCAGUUAUGGUUACAAAAACAAAGACUUGCUAUGACCAGACACUGACGACACGCCUAAUGUACCGGCAGCUACGUACUUACUGCUGCGCAAAUUUUUAAUUUAUUGACUUUUAAGCCGUAAGUGAAGGGUUGACAUUAUUAUUUGAAUUAUGUAUCCUUCAGAUUGUUUAUUGAUUUGCUCUUAAUUUUAUAUUGUUAAGUUGCCACCUGAUCUUAUGACUGUCUUACUGAUAGUUUAAUUGAUGUAAACUUAUACGUAAAUGCACUUUUUUAUAUUCUUUAUUGAAAAUAAUCAUUUGAGUAGAACUAAAAGAGACUUAUAAGUGAUAUAAUACAGCAUGGAGAGCGAUGGGGACCAUUGUUAUUAUAAGCCAAUUAUCCGACAAAUUUGUAUUUCUCCAACGCAUGAAGAAUGGCAAUGAUCCCGAUAUAAUAUAAUAAGGCUGUGUAUUAAGUCUAAGAAUGACAACGGUUGUGUAUGACAAUUUAAAGAGACUGUUUUUAUUAAUAAUAAGUGAAUCUUAUGAGUUUGUGACUUUAAAAUUGACUUGGGGUUGUUGACAUAUUACGUAAGCCAGAUGUUGCCCCCCCCCCCCCCCUGAUCCCCUCCGUAAGUCACUUUACACAUAUUUAGUGUUCAGAAAUAUCAGUAAGCUUUGUCAAACCUCCUCCUGCUGACUUAUGUAAUAUGUGAACGACUGUUGUAACAUUGACCCAG
Messenger RNA from Bolinopsis microptera, 2649 nucleotides. RefSeq names its product DENN domain-containing protein 2A-like. The record is from RefSeq and is a predicted model, not a curated record. The transcript is spliced from 12 exons. The coding region runs from base 19 to 1977 and encodes 652 amino acids. NCBI's taxonomy places the organism in Eukaryota, Metazoa, Ctenophora, Tentaculata, Lobata, Bolinopsidae.